UAGGAUAUAUAUGAUAGGUUACUUUUGAGAUAAUUUAAUUUGUUUAUUAAUUAAAUUGUUAAUAAUUCGCUUUGAUUAAAUUAAUUAUUUGUGAAAAUCUAAUCCAGAUAUAAAUAAAAAAUAUGUCUGAGUAUAAAAAGCCAUCGAUCGAUCCGGACUUAGUGAAAUUCUCCGAACAGAACGACUAUGAUUCUCUUGCAAAAUACUUAUGCAAAGUGUACAGAUACCGGGAAAAUAUAAUUAUACCAAGAGUGUUAGGUCCAGUUAUCAUAAAAACAAAUGAAGAGAAGAUGAUUGAAUCUACGAUCGAAAGCUGCCCAUUUAAAUCCCUGACCAGUUGCAUUAUAGGUUAUGGUCUGGGUGCUGCAGUUGGUCUAUUCACAUCAUCACUAAUGCCCAACAUGACUGACCCUAUGGCACAACAAAAUCAAACUGCAAGAGAAAUAUUAAGAGAAAUGAAAAACUCUAUGUUAAGCUAUGCUAAGAAUUUUGCACUGCUUGGUGCUGUGUUUUCUGGUGUAGAAUGUUGUAUUGAAAGUGCUAGAGGAAAAUCAGAUUGGAAAAAUGGGACAUACGCUGGUGGGGUCACUGGUGGCCUGAUAGGAUUAAGAGGUGGAUUAAAAGCAGGCAUGUUUGGUGCUGCAGGAUUUGCUGCAUUUUCGACUGUGAUCGACUAUUACAUGCAUCAACGGGGGUAGACUUUAAGCAAUUUGAGAGUUAUAAUGUUAAUAAUAGUUAUAAAUAUAAUA
Messenger RNA from Pararge aegeria (speckled wood butterfly), 749 nucleotides. Its product is annotated as mitochondrial import inner membrane translocase subunit Tim22. Gene Ontology annotation, biological process: protein insertion into mitochondrial inner membrane. Lineage: Eukaryota; Metazoa; Arthropoda; Insecta; Lepidoptera; Nymphalidae. The coding region runs from base 123 to 698 and encodes 191 amino acids. Gene Ontology annotation, molecular function: transmembrane protein transporter activity. The transcript has 3 exons. The record is from RefSeq and is a predicted model, not a curated record. Gene Ontology annotation, cellular component: TIM22 mitochondrial import inner membrane insertion complex.